GUCUCUUUCUCUCUUGCCUCUCAUGCUCCCGUGGCAGACGUAACGUUAUCAAAAAAAGGGCAGAGCGAGAUUUGGCCUUUACUUUUCAGGCCGCCAUCGUCGACGCGCAGUCCGGGAUAUUACACCGCGCAGUGCGAUAGGCUCGUAGUGUCUUGUCUUUUAAACCGAACUCAGUAUGUGAGAGAUCGAAAUUGAUUACUAAGACGUAGUGGACAGAGGUAUAUUAUCAUAGUAAGGUUAGUGAUACUUUAGUAUGAGACAGAUACUUAGUCAAGCUCGGACCAAAAGCGUAGUGUAGUGUUACACGCUCGUGUUUGUUGUCGUUCUGUUUGUAAACCCACACGAACACUGUUUUACAGUCGACGAACGUUUAAAUAGCUCUGUUGCGAGCGCUGACACGGAAACAAUUAGGAUUUGUUACAUAUUGGUAAACCAGUCAGGUCCUUGGAGCGAUCUGUACGAAUAAAAGAAGGCACUCUAUUCGUUUACUCUCCUGUCAAGUACGAAGGAUAUUGUCUAAAAGGCAAAGAAUAUACAAGUGUGCCUUGACCAGGCGCAAAUGACGCUAUUCUGUUGUUGCAAGCGUCUCGUGGCCUCUCAAACAAGCCCGACGCUUCAAACUCAGCCGGAUUUACCUUGAAUGGAGUAAGAUACGGAUGAAACCAAUUGCGAAUUACACAAUGCGUAAUAUGCCUAUGAACACUGCAAUGCACACGACCAACUUAACAAACCAAGACCAUCACACGCGCCAGACGCUAGACCGAUUGGAAUGUAUACAGAAGCAUUUGAAGAACCCAGACUCGUUCUCACGUACUGCGAGAGAGUUGUUGGAGUGGUGCUCGGACGCCAGAGCCUUUCAACGUCAGUUCCACCAGAGUUUGCUCGGCUGUCUGACGGUCGUUAGCGAAGUGGCGGGCAAGCCUGGUUUUGAGCCGGAACUCUGUUAUAAACUACUUGCGCUCUGCAAUGAUCAUCGCGACAAAUUUUCACCCAACGCAGCUUCUAUGUUAAGCAAAUGGUUACACGAAGUGAACAAGCGAACCAUACUUCAGCCGCACAUGGAACCCAUGAAAGUUAACAACAGCAUGUCCCCUGGCUCUGUACCCCUUGCCUCCCCAAUUACAGGCAUGAUGACCCAAAAACUUGGAUUCCCGCAACCUCACAUGGGUCAAAGGCCGCACGAGCCACCGCAGAACUGGAACUCACCCCAACCCCCAAUGCAACCGAAUCAUCACCCUUCUUUGUCUGUCAUAACCACGGUGUGGGGGGUGUCUACAACCCAGACGCCACCUGUCCCAGUAAGGAGUCAAUCCAAUGCCACAUCCUUCGCCCAGCAGCACAUGGGGCAUCCAGACCCGAUGCAGACAAACUAUAACUACCAGCAUGAUAAACCUGGCAUGGGUAACAUGUACCACAGCACGUCAUCCAUGUACGCGAAUGGCCAUCGUGGCAUGGGUCCUGGAAGAUAUGGCAACAACGGGUCACCUGGUCACCACAUCCAAGACCAGAGCCAUCAUCCUCCAGCUGCCGCCGCCGCCGCUGCCGCCAUCGCUGCUGCUGCCGCCGCCGCUACAGCGACCGCUACAGCUACAGCCACGUUCAUUAAAGAGCAUCAAGAACAACCCAGCGGCUACGACCCGAAUACAGGCGGUAUGAUGGAUCACCAUAUGCAUCCUAAUAUGAAUCACCCAUCCAACACACACCCUAUGAUGCAACAGCCCAACAGAUUUCGACCCCAAAUGCCACAUCAGUACAACAGGGGUCCAGGGUCUUAUCAAAUGGGCACGGGAAUGGGCCCAAUGCAGAACCAACGCCACCCCAGUGUUCGUAACUACAACAACGAACACAAUUUUAAAACAUCCUGUGGACCUCAACAGAAUUAUGGCCAAGUUCCGUUCAACGGAAGCCCCAACAUGCCGAAUCAUUACAACAAGCCCCCUGAACCCAUUCACGGGACACACCAGCACCCUGGUGGGUCAGUGGGCCCCCGGUACAGUCCCCGGUUACCCAACAACCACCCCAACAGCCAACAGAAACCUUACUUCCAAGGCCAGCAUGGUGACCCUAAUGGUUCGUACCCACAACGUCACGGCUACCCGUACCCAGCUGAUGGUCGAAACAUCAACUCCCACCAGCCAAACCCAAUUCCAGGGAACCCUACGCCCCCUUUAACCCCAGGCAGCGCCCAUAACGUGCCACCAUAUCCAAACACAGAGCCCGCUAUCCCAGCAGCAAUUUCUGAAGGAAAAUCAACACACGAUGAACUUCGUCUGACCUUCCCCGUUCGAGACGGCAUCGUCCUCGGUCCUUUUCGCCUUGGGCACAAUCUAGUGGUAAGCAGCCAUGCGUUUCAUCUGCGACCUAACGUAUACCGGACUCUCUUCGAAAGGCAUGACCUGGACCUACAGUUUAAGUGCUACCACCACGAAGACAUGCUUAAACACACGAACUGGCCGCAUUCAGUACAGGUGAGCGCUAAUCAUGUUCCGCUCACAAUACCACGCGGCCAGGACCGUUCAAGCCAUAAGCCCUUGUACCUGAAGAAGGUUUGCCAACCUGGAAGGAAUACAGUGGACAUCACAGUGUCAGCAUGUUGCUGUUCGCAUUUCUUCGUACUGCAACUGGUUCACCGUCCAAGUAUCAGAUUCGCGUUGAAAGGCCUUAUGCUCAAGCGAGUUCUUCCGGGUUACCACUGUAUAGAACAAAUCAAGCGAAACUUCGCGAACGGGGCUAUUAGCAACUCAAGCGGAACGGGGAUGAACUGCGACACAGGAGGGGAAAUGCCACCAAUAAAAGUAUCAUUGCGCUGCCCAAUCACGUACACAAGAAUUAAGAUUCCCGCACGAGGCAAAGACUGUAAGCACAUCCAGUGCUUCGAUCUUGAAUCAUACCUUCAAAUGAACAGCGAUAACGCUACUUGGAGAUGCCCGAUAUGCCACAAAAACGCACUGCUUGAGUAUUUGGAGGUGGAUCAGUACAUUCAAAAUAUUCUCAAAGCUGUCCAGGACCGUGAGUGCCAUCUUGUUUCCAUCGAUGCCAACUGUAAAUGGACACCACUGCCGGUCAGUACACCGCAUGAUGGCGCCAUGCGCGGAGGGCCAGACCCUGCCAUGAACGGGAUGGUAAAAACGGAAAACUUUGACCGAAUAAGCGUGAAACAGGAACCCAAUUCGAUGUCGGGACCUUUUAAUACGAAGACAGAGCCUCAAUUCAUAAGCGCUUUGAGCAUUAAGCAAGAGCCGCACCAUCACAGGAACGAAGUGCAUGUGAAGCAAGAACCCGACGGUCCACCAAAUAAACGUUUAAAAAGCGUCACAUCACCAGGUUUAACACUAAGUAACCUACCAGCUCCAAGUCCUGGAAGUUAUUCAUCCCAGCCUUGCCACAGGUUCAACUCGAACGAUUCUAACCAAGGUUAUUCCCAAGGGUACGACUUCAACCGUUGCGGUGUGGCUUCGAACCCAGCCCCAUGCCCUGGGUUCAUGCGUGGAGGGCCAGCCGUUCCCAUGGGCAACGAAAUAUCCGACAACAUUGCCAGAAACGAUAUGGUUCCUAUUGAAAAGCGAUUAAACCACGCAGCACUUUCUACGGGCAAUAACGGUUCUCCAAACCGUCGAGCACCAGGAAAUCCAAAGACUCCACAAGACCCAAACACCCCCAUUCGCCCCCCAAGUAGCAGCUCCUUAACCCCACAAUCCAACAACUGCCCUACCCCUUCCUCUGGUGCAUUCUCCGCUGCGCCAACGUGCGGAUCCAUUAAUCCACUCCAAACCCCAAACUUAAGCAGCAACCAACAGGAUAUGAACACCUGCAAGAACGAACCGGUUGAAACCUGUCUAAACCCGUUCCCGUCCCUAUUCGACGACGAUGGAGUGACGUCGGUGCCUAGCAUAAGUUUUGAUGGGGAAACGGUGGAUUUCAAAACUGAUGCAAUAACAGAUGAAACAAUCGGCUCUCUAGAUAUUCUGCCCGACAACUCUGAUCUCGACCAAAUCCUAAGCAUGCCCGACGAUCUGGUAGGAACAGACAACACAGACGAGCAAGAUAUUCUGCAUCUAUUCGACAAAACCUCGUGAGGACUAUUAUUUCUACUCAACAGCAGUUUAAUCAACGAAGGUGUUUUUAUACUUUCGAUAAAUAUAUAUACGUAUGUUGCUGGCACUGUUUUUGAAUAGCUGUCAAUGACCUCAUUUUAAAACCUACAAUUUCACGUAUGAACUGAAACCAAAUUCAUGGAUUUGCCUACGUUUUUUUUGGAACUAGCUUUUUAUUUAAUAAGCUACAUCUACGUAUAAGUUUCAAAUCUUUUUUUACGCAAAACCUUACGUUUGUUACUGAACUGUAGCUGCAUUAGCAAAAAAUGAACUUUUUUUACCAACAUUUCAUACUGAAUGCAAUAAGUUAGCAUUUGUGACAAAACGAUUUUGACUAAUGUUCAAUUUGCACACAACCGUUAUCAAAACGACCACGAAGUCAAAGAUUCCACAUUUUGUUGUUGUCAGUCGUAAGUUCAAUUUUGCCUGUUUUACGUUUUACUGUUUCCAUUUUAUUUGCGCACUAAAAAUGCGCGGACUUUUUACUUUGUUGUUUUACGCACUCCAACGCGAUUUUCAUUUUAAGCAAUACAACGACCCUGCUGCAGUGGCAAA
This is a messenger RNA of Ciona intestinalis (vase tunicate), 4649 nucleotides long. Lineage: Eukaryota; Metazoa; Chordata; Ascidiacea; Phlebobranchia; Cionidae. The record is from RefSeq and is a predicted model, not a curated record.